CACACACACACACACUCACACAGAGUCAUACACACAGCUCAUCUUUCAGACCAUCCCCUGCUCAUCAGCUCCAAGCGCGCGCGAGAGGCCGAGUCUGAAGCCAGCUGCAGGAGGCAGUGCCAGGACCUCAGCUGCCAGGGAGAGACGGAGCCUGUGGCUGGUGAGUCCGCCGAGCAGGGCCAGGCCAGGCCCUGCCCACAAGGACGCCCAAGCCCUUCACCGGCCCCUGCGCCUGGGAGCCCACCAGGCUCUCCCACUGGCUCCACCAUGACUUCGGAGCCCACGCCACCCCCGGUCGUGCCCCCGCUCCACUCCCCCAAGUCCCCUGUCUGGCCCACCUUCCCAUUCCACCGGGAGGGCAGCAGGGUCUGGGAGCGAGGCUGUGUCUCAUCUCGGGACCUGCCCAGUCCCCUGCCCACCAAACGGACCAGGACGUAUUCAGCGACAGCCCGUGCCUCGGCUGGCCCCGUGUUCAAGGGUGUCUGUAAGCAGUUCUCACGCUCACAGGGCCACGGCUUCAUCACCCCGGAGAACGGGUCAGAGGACAUCUUCGUGCAUGUGUCUGACAUCGAGGGGGAGUACGUGCCAGUGGAAGGCGACGAGGUGACCUACAAGAUGUGCCCUAUCCCGCCCAAGAACCAGAAGUUCCAAGCCGUGGAGGUGGUGCUCACCCAGCUGGCUCCACACACUCCCCACGAGACGUGGUCCGGCCAGGUCGUGGGCUCCUAGGCUGCUGGCCCCGUGCCAGCCGCCAGGCGUGGGGGGAGCCACACAGGGUAGAUGGGCAGCAGCCAGCUCCACGCCCCACGGCACUGGCUGAGCCGGUCCCCCGGGCGGCCUCGGCGUGCACGUGUGUCUGUCUGUGCUUGUGGGCGUGAGUGUGUGCCUCCACCUACCCCGUGACUGUUGUGUGAGCUGGAGCGAGGGCAAGGCCACCAGACCUGCCUUCCCUGCUUUCCACUCUCUCUCCUUCCUCCCCUCCCUGCCACACACGCACAGGACCCUCUUGCCCUCCUAACACCCAUGUGCGUGUCCACUGAGCCUCUGAGGGCCUGCGUCAGGCCUGGGCUGGGAGUCGGGGCAGCAGUGGGCCCUGCCCCCCCGCCCCUUACAAGCUUGCUCCCCUUGCCUCUGCUCCAGGCCUGGCCCUGGGGGCCAGACUCUGCUUGUGCUACUCACACACAGCCCCCUCCCCCCGGGCUGGGGUCUCCCACUGUGACCUGGACCCCUCCUCUCAGAAGCCAGGCCACUGAGUGCUUUGGGGGAGCCUCCCGGCCUCUUGCCGGGGAAGAGGGUGAAACCCGGGGCAGAAAGGCCACCCCCUCGCGCCCCCCAUGGCCAAGGCCCAGCCUUCCCUCCUUCCUGCUCGCUCUCAGCACACUUGAGGCAGGAAAGAGGGGCCUGGGGCAGAAGGCAGUUCUGGGGGCUCCGGUUUUGCUGGCCAGCGCCUCCUCCUCAGCCUGGCAGUGGCUUUGGCAACCCCAAACUGAGGCUGUGUCUACUUCCCUGGGCCUCGCUGAGCCUUGCUGCCUUGACUCCCCCCCGGGGAGGCAAAGGUCUGCAGAGGGGUGGGAGCACGGCUCCCCCCGCUUGGAUGGAGCCAUCCCCUUUGCCCUGACUCACAAACCCCACUGAUGCUCUGCCCGUGCCCAGCCAUCAUGGCCACUGAGGACCCAGCGACGGACGAACACACAGGCCCUCAGGCGAGCCAGCCACAAGGACAGCUCUCAGCCUGGGAGACCACCAGCCCUGCAGCCCCCCCUGCUGGACCCUCUUCCCAAAGCCAUGGGAUAGUGGCUCCCACUGGCCACCAACAGGCCAGUGGCUGAGGUGUGGCCUGUCUUGUCCAUCCCUUAAGGUGUGGGGCAUCCCUCUUCCUUUUGGGCCAGGAUGUGUUUGCGUGCAUUCACUCCUGGGCAGGGGGUUGGCCUGGCCUGGGAGGUCAGGACGGAGGGGGUCUACCUCCAUCCCCCCACCUUCCCACCACACUCCCCUCCAAAGAACACAUCACCUGAUGGGGGAAGAAAUGGGGUUCAAGGGAGGACCUGCCAGGGAGUGAUCCUUAUGAAACCCAGUCUCAGUGAAACAGAUGCCAAGGAUGUGGGGGUCAGUGACUGUCUAGGAGGAUCCCCAGCCCUGUAGGUGCCCCAAGGCCCCAGGGGAGACACCAGCUGAGGUAUGUGUAUCUCACCCCUGUCCCCAGCACAGAGGCUGGAAGACCAGAGCUGCUAAGAUGCACUGGCCAGCCCCCUAAAACUCAGAAUGGCCCAGCCUGACCCCCACGUUGAGCUGGGGCUACUCUAGUAAGGCCUGAGGCCUUUCCCCUGAGGAACAAGGCUCCCUGUAUUCCCUGGCGGAAGGUUAACUCUUGGGAACCCCCAAGACACCCUCCCCACACACACACCAGGAGUAGGCCCCCGCUUUAGGCACCAACCAGGAAGCAGGCUGUGGUAACGUCAGCCCUGGGGCCGCCCCACAGCGUCCAGUCCGACCUCCUGAGACCCCCAGCCACCUGGACUCCCCCAUCCUUCCUCACACUGGCAAUAAACCCUCAACUGUGACUCA
Messenger RNA from Lagenorhynchus albirostris (white-beaked dolphin), 2565 nucleotides. It is a transcript of the gene CSDC2, whose product is annotated as cold shock domain containing C2. Bases 268 to 729 code for a protein of 153 amino acids. Gene Ontology annotation, biological process: regulation of mRNA stability. Gene Ontology annotation, cellular component: cytoplasm. NCBI's taxonomy places the organism in Eukaryota, Metazoa, Chordata, Mammalia, Artiodactyla, Delphinidae. The transcript is spliced from 4 exons. The record is from RefSeq and is a predicted model, not a curated record. Gene Ontology annotation, molecular function: mRNA 3'-UTR binding.